GCCUAGGGCUGGGCUGGGAGAACCAGCCCAGCAGAAAUCAGAGCAGGAGGAGCUGUUCCCGGUGUCUCCACUCAGCUCCACAACCAGGCAAUGGAAGUCCCCAGAGCCACCCUGCUGCGCCUCUUUGGGGCUGUCCUCUGCCUGACCGGUGUCCAGACUUUUGAGUCCAAUGGGUCCCGAGCCCUGCAGUGCUACAGCUUUCAGCACAUCUACUUCGGGCCCUUUGACCUCAGUGGCAUGAAAUUCCUCAGCGUCUCCUGUCCUCAUGGAUGCUCUGAGGCUGUCUCGUCUUUGAGCACAGGGUACCGCGCCUCAGUGACCAUAGUCCAGAAGGGCUGCUGGACAGGCCCGCCUACGGGUCAGAUGCAGUGGAACAACAAGGCGCUGCCACCCGACUACUCGGUGGUGCGCGGCUGCAGGACCGACCUGUGCAACUCGAACCUCCUGACCCACGACUCCCUCCCUAAUCUGAGCCCAGCGCCCAACCCCCAGACGCUCAGCGGCAUCGAGUGCUACGCCUGCGUGGGGAUCCACCCGGAGGACUGCACCCCGGAGAAGUCCCGGCGGGUCCAGUGUCACCAGGACCAAAGUGUCUGCUUUCAGGGCAAUGGCCAAAUGACCAUUGGCAAUUUCUCAGUCCCUGUGUACAUCAGAACCUGCCAACGGCCCUCCUGCACCAUCAUGGGCACCACCAGCCCAUGGACAAACAUUGACCUCCAGGGCUCCUGCUGUGAGGGGCACCUCUGCAACAGGGACUCCGUGACCCAAUCCUUCACCAGUGCCUCGGCCACCGCUGCUCCCCAGGCACCCCACGUCCUGGUCCUGCUCCUCAUGAUCACCCUACUGGCUGGCACUCUGGGGGGACCCCUGGGGCUCUCCUCAUAGACAGGCCCUCCAGCCUCUUCCUGAGCAGAUGCUGGGGGGCAGGGCACACCCAUCCCUUCUCACUGCUUCUGUCCCUGGAAUGUGGAAAAUAAGAGUCGUACAACUGUC
Phacochoerus africanus (Common warthog) is the source of this 993-nucleotide messenger RNA. RefSeq names its product LY6/PLAUR domain containing 5 (gene LYPD5). The record is from RefSeq and is a predicted model, not a curated record. Gene Ontology annotation, cellular component: plasma membrane. Bases 91 to 885 code for a protein of 264 amino acids. The transcript is spliced from 5 exons. Lineage: Eukaryota; Metazoa; Chordata; Mammalia; Artiodactyla; Suidae.